GAAGAAAAAGAAAAACACAAUCGCGGAAAUAUUCUUGAAUUUUUGACUUGGGACUCAUGGAGAGCCACCUCCAACACAAAAUACAGAAAUACGAGGAAUUCGUGGAUGGACGCCUCAAACCAGACCUUGUUCGCGCCAUUGCUCAACGGGACAAGGUGUUCGAGCAACAAAAAGUUUUCUCGGAUUUGCGGAACAACAUUGAGAAUUUGGAGAAAAAUAGUGUAACCAGUCUUAGGACUUUGGUUAACCUUGGCUCUGAAGUCUAUAUGCAAGCUGAUGUGCCGGAUACACGACGCAUAUUUGUAGACAUUGGACUAGGAUUUCAUGUGGAGUUCACCUGGUCGGAAGCUUUAAAUUACAUAUCUCAAAGAGAAGAAAAGAUAGCCAGGCAAAUUGAAGAGUAUACUAACCUUAUUGCAUCAAUCAAAGCCCAGAUAAAGCUGGUAUGCGAAGGGAUUCGAGAAUUACUCCAGCUUCCAGCAGAGAAACGUGCCCCGGAGCGAAUUUUUUGACAUCAACAACUUAUACUUCUAUGUCGUAUGACUUGCAAGUAAAUCAAAGACUGCUAGAAAUGCUUGACCAUCAACUAAUGUAAACAAGAUGAUGCUUAAGCUACCUUAUUAAACCAUGUCAUGUUUCAAUGAGGAGAGCAUUUUCCUUGGGUUGUU
Messenger RNA from Prunus avium (sweet cherry), 668 nucleotides. Its product is annotated as Prefoldin chaperone subunit family protein. Lineage: Eukaryota; Viridiplantae; Streptophyta; Magnoliopsida; Rosales; Rosaceae. Gene Ontology annotation, biological process: positive regulation of transcription by RNA polymerase II; negative regulation of transcription by RNA polymerase II. Gene Ontology annotation, molecular function: transcription corepressor activity. The record is from RefSeq and is a predicted model, not a curated record. Gene Ontology annotation, cellular component: mediator complex.